AUGGGAAAUAAUAUAAGCUCUAGUAAAAAUGAUAGUUCAUUAAGAGGGCCUCAAUACAUUGAGAGUCAUAAAUCAUCUAUCAAAAAUUUACGUAUUUCUUCAUCAACUAAAAAUAAUUCAGGAAACAAAAUAAAUAUAAACAACAAUAAUACUAGUAAAGAUAAGAUUAACCCUAUUGAAAUGAAGGCUAUCCCUAUAGAACCAGUCACAGCUAUCAAUAUUGGAAAACGAUCUUCAUCUGAAGGGACUUAUUUAGAGAGUACAGCCAAUUCAGAUAGAAAACAAAAAGUAUCUAUAGAGAUUGAUCGAGAUAAACUCACUUCACCGUCACCAGAACGUUAUGAGGCUCAUAAUAGACGAAUUAAAUCAUCUCAACAACAGACAAGUUAUUAUCGGCAAAGCAAACAUUUUUUUCCUCCAGACCAACAUGGCUCUACGUUUACUGCAACGAGUGGAUUUAGUAGUCAUUUUGGUGAACAGUUUCAUUUUUCUGUCUUGGCCGACUCAGCUAUCACUGAUCUUACUAAUGUAUCUUCCUUUUCUUUUAAUUCCUUUUUCGAUAAAUUGGGAGAUGACAACAUGAAUAAUUACAUCAUGGCAACCCCUGAUUUGGAUUUUAUUGACAAUACUGUGUUACCUCUUCGUUCAAACAACAUCAUACCUUCACUAGACUAUCUCUCUACGGCGGAUGAGAUUCUUGAACUCUUGACAACUCGAUCCGAUUCUGUCUUUGAUAUCCUGACAAGUAUGUAUGGAUCUGAACGUAUGAAAUCUGAUGUUGAGUUACAAAGGGAAGCAUCUCAAGCCGUAGAAACAUGGAGUUUAAGACAUGCUGAUGACAUGACAGCUAAAAUGAUGGCGGCUUGCUGUAAGUUAUGUGGCUGGGGUACUACUAAAGAUCCAAAGGAAGGUUUUAUGGAAUUACAGGCACUUGCUAAGAGAGAUGUUUGGGAAGCUUACUACUAUUUAGGCCAUUGUUAUCUUUUUGGUGUAGUAGGACAACAGAUGAAUGAAGGUUCAUACCGAUCUUCUUCUUAUAGUCUUCAGCCUGUUGAUCAUGAACAAGCCAUUUACUGGUAUAGAAAACUGAUAGAAUCUCCAACUACUAUCCAAAGUGAACGUAUUCAACUUUAUAUUGCAGAAGCUAAACUAAGAAUUGCUGCUAUCCAUUUUACAACAGGCAAAAUGAAUAAAGACAAUUUACAAGAAAAUAUCGAUUAUCUCAAAGAAAGUGUGUCUGCUGGGAAUAGAAAAUCUGAAUUUUCAUUUGGAUUUUUAAUUGAAACAGGUGUAAUUGAUGAUAAAGUCAGUGCGAAGGAAUAUUAUACUCAAAGUGCUAAUAAAGGCUAUACUCCGUCUCAGAUUCAAUUAGCAUUAAUUUUAUUAAAAGAAAAUUCUUCAGAAGCCAUUUCUUGGUUAAAAAAAGCUUCUAGAUUGGGGGAUCCCAGGGCAUUCUAUUAUCUUGGUGAAUGUUAUGAAUUUGGUAACGGUGUACAAGCGGACCCAAUUUUGGCUGUUCAAUAUUAUCAAAAUGCUGCAGACAGAUAUAGUCAUCCUAUGGCUGGAUUUCGACUUGGUCUACACUACCUCCAUGGUGGACUUAAUUUGUUAAAAGAUAAUGCAAAGGCAUUCUAUUAUCUUGAACGUGCCGCGAAAUCAGGUUACCCUGAUGCUCAAUAUCUUAUUGGUAUGAUGUAUCGCGAUGGUAAAGUCCCCUCUACCACUCGGUCUUCACCAAGGAUGUAUUCUAAUGGAGAUACAAUAUCAACACGUCACAAGAAGGAAGCAUUUCGAUGGAUCCGACGAGCUGCUUUACAAGAUAUGCAUACCGCUAUCACUCAGAUGGCUAACUUUUACGAAGAAGGUGUUGGUUGUCCUGUGAAUUAUUCACUUGCUGAAGAAUAUUAUGAAAUUGCUGUUAGUAAACCUGGUAAACACCUUCCUAGUGCUCAACAAACGUAUGCAAGGUUUUUACACAAAAAUGGCCAUUAUCAAAGAGCACUUGACAUGUAUCUGUAUGCAUCCGGAAUGAAACAAUCUCUAUUAAAUACUUAUCCUCCUUCCGAUAUCAUCUCUCGUACAGCUAAACGUAUGGUUGCUCUUUUUUAUCUUGAUGAAAAGGAUACAACGACUCCCUUUAAACCAAAAGAAGCAUUUGAUAUCUUGACUUCCUUGACUCAUUUACCUGGAAGUGAUGCAGACGCUGAAUAUUGGAUUGCUGUAUGCCAUGAAGAAGGUGUGGGUGACAUUAUUCCUAAAAACCUCUCUCUAGCUUAUAAACAUUAUGUUAUUUCUGCUAAUCUUGGUUCAAGUGAUUCACAAUUUCAGGUUGGUCAUAUGCUUUGUAAAGGUAUUGGAGUAAAAGAAGACCGAAUGGCAGCCUUUGAAUGGCUACAAAAGUCUGCAGAAAAGAAUAAUCCUAAAGCUCUUUAUUACAUUGGAAUCUAUUACUAUAAUGGAUAUGACUCAAUUAAAUGCAACUAUGAUAAAGCAUGCUAUUACUUUAAACGUGCUGCUGAACUUGGACAUACUGAAUCCAUGGUAUCCUACGCACAAAUUUGUCAAGAAAAACUAAAAAAUAGUAUUAGCAAAUUAUCAGCUUCAGAGAUAGAAACUUUACGGUCUGAUUCCCUUAAGUGGUACUCUCGAGCUGCAAAGGAAAAUCAUAUUACUGGUUUACGUGAAUUAGGUCGACUUUAUGGUGCUAAAGGCGAAUUUAAAACCUCAAUGGAAUUUUAUGUUAAGGCCGCCAAUCUCAAUGAUGCUUUAUCUGCUUUAUUCUUGGGCGGCUAUUAUGAAAAUGGGCAGGGCGUUACUCAAGAUAAACAAACUGCUCUUAAGUUUUAUAUGAAAGCAAUUGAACUUGGUCAAUCAACAGCUUUGUUUGCUGUUGCUGAACUGUAUGAAAAAUUACAAGAUUAUGAAAAAGCUUAUAUUUAUUAUGAACGUGUUACUAAAGAUACAAGAAUACCUAAAACAUAUAAAUCCAGAAAAACCUCUCUUUUAAAAAUGGCUCUUUAUAGCUUAAAUUAUGACCCAAAUACUAUCUUUUCAAAAAGCCGUUCCUCUCCUUUAGCGAAACAAAAUAAGUUUGAAUCUAUUCCCUCCUUAUUAUCGAAAUCAGAAUCAUUUAAUAUAUUGAUGAAACUUGCUACAGAAGACAACUUUCACGAAGCUUAUAACUGGAUUGCUGAAUGUUAUAAAGAUGGUAGAGGUGUGAUACAAGAUAUAUCUGAAUCUCUUAAAUGGCGUAUGAAGGCUUGCCAAGGAGUAACUGACGCUCAUUCUACUUUAAAACUUACAUCUAUAUGUGAAAAUGAUACAAAAGGUGUGCAAACAAUUCCUAUAUAA
This is a messenger RNA of Cokeromyces recurvatus, 3351 nucleotides long. RefSeq lists its product as uncharacterized. Bases 1 to 3351 code for a protein of 1116 amino acids. NCBI's taxonomy places the organism in Eukaryota, Fungi, Mucoromycota, Mucoromycetes, Mucorales, Mucoraceae. The record is from RefSeq and is a predicted model, not a curated record. The transcript has 6 exons. Gene Ontology annotation, molecular function: protein binding.